Molecule: messenger RNA, 1591 nt
Organism: Aricia agestis (brown argus)
Lineage: Eukaryota; Metazoa; Arthropoda; Insecta; Lepidoptera; Lycaenidae
Product: 3-oxoacyl-[acyl-carrier-protein] synthase, mitochondrial
Exons: 1
Coding region: 96-1385 (429 amino acids)
Biological process (GO): fatty acid biosynthetic process
Molecular function (GO): 3-oxoacyl-[acyl-carrier-protein] synthase activity
Source: RefSeq, a predicted model, not a curated record
UGUCAUAACCUCCUAAAAUAUACAAGAUUUCCAACUGUUUCCAAUUUUCUAGGACUACUUAUGAAACUGUGGUUUGGGAAUGAUAUUUUUUUAUAAUGAAGUCAUUAUCUAACUUUAGAAGCUACUCACGCUUACUUUCAAAGAGGCGCGUUGUAGUCACAGGCUUAGGUAUAGUUUCUCCUUUAGGAUGUGGCGCAAACAAUGCCUGGUCAAAUCUUCUGAAAGGCCACUGUGGUAUAGUAAGCUUAAAAGGUGACGAAUUUCUUACAUUACCUAGUAGAGUAGCAGGAGUUUUACCGAGAAAGCCGAACGAUGCUGUAGAUAAAGCCUUGUCAAAACAAAAUUUAAAGUCCAUGGCUCCAGCGACUUGCUUAGCACUCCUAGCAACAUCUGAAGCAUUAUCUGAUGCCAAUUGGAAUCCCGAAACUUCGCAACAAAAAGAAUACACCGGCGUCACUCUCGGCAUGGGAAUGAUAGACCUGAAAGACGUUUGCGAUACAAAUGAUGCCUUAAAAUUGGGAUACAAUAAAGUUAGUCCAUUUUUCGUGCCAAGAAUAUUGCCGAAUAUGGCAGCAGGCCAAAUAAGUAUUAAAUACGGCCUGAGAGGUCCCAAUCACGCAGUCUCAACUGCUUGUGCCACAGGUUCCCACUCCAUUGGAGAUGCAUUUAGGUUUAUUAGAAAUGAAGAUGCCGAUGUAAUGAUUUGUGGGGGUGCCGAAGCUUGCAUCAGCCCCUUGGCAAUAGCAGGGUUCUGUCGACUGCGAGCAUUGAGUACAUCUUACAAUGACACCCCUCAUCAAGCCUCCAGGCCUUUUGAUAAAAAGAGAGAUGGCUUUGUGAUAGGUGAAGGAGCAGCGGUCCUGGUUUUGGAAGAACAUCAACAUGCAUUGGACAGAGGAGUUAGAAUAUAUGCCGAGAUCUUAGGUUAUGGUCUGUCUGGGGAUGCAUCUCAUAUAACAGCUCCUAGAGAAGAUGGUUCAGGGGCAAUUUUAUCUAUGAGUAGAGCACUAAAGGACAGUGGAAUAGACAAGCAUAGUAUAACGCAUAUAAAUGCUCAUGCCACGUCUACACCUGUUGGUGAUGGUAUUGAAUCUACAGCAAUAAAAACUUUAUUUGAAAAUCAUGCUUAUAAUAUUCAUAUCACUUCCACAAAAGGAGCCCAUGGGCAUUUGCUAGGGGCAGCUGGGAACUUGGAAUCAGCCUUCACUAUUCUGUCGUGUUAUCACGGUAUUGUUCCUCCCACAAUAAAUUUAGAAGAUCCAAUAGAUGACCUUAAUUAUGUGGCUAAUGAACCUAAGAAAUGGCAUGCUGAAAAGAGAGUAGCCCUCAAGAAUUCCUUUGGUUUUGGUGGGACCAAUGCAACUUUGUGUAUAUCAAGUAUUUAGUUGUAAGAAUGCUAGUGUUUGAAAAUGUAUAGAUCUUAUAAGAUUUGGACUGCCUUCACAUUAAGUCGCGAGCCGCGCGGCAGCCGCGCGACUCGUUUCAGUAUAGCAGUCGCGCGGCUGCCGCACUACUCGCGACUUAGGGAGCGAACUCACGGCGCGGUUUUUUCCCGCGCCCGCCGCGGUUGCUGGCCCGCAGCUUUCGUAGA